Molecule: messenger RNA, 1904 nt
Organism: Photinus pyralis (common eastern firefly)
Lineage: Eukaryota; Metazoa; Arthropoda; Insecta; Coleoptera; Lampyridae
Gene: CCT7
Product: T-complex protein 1 subunit eta
Exons: 3
Coding region: 143-1765 (540 amino acids)
Biological process (GO): protein folding
Cellular component (GO): chaperonin-containing T-complex
Molecular function (GO): ATP-dependent protein folding chaperone; ATP hydrolysis activity; ATP binding
Source: RefSeq, a predicted model, not a curated record
UUGGCAUCGUACGACGACUGUCAGCUAAUUUCAGUGAGGUGUAUCUCUCAUCCGGCAACUUUGAGCAUUUAGAGCACAUCUUUAAGUUAAAAUUGAAAAAGAAUUCUUAGGUGUGGGAUAAAUACAAUAUUAAGCUGUAAACAUGAUGCAACCACAAAUCGUUCUCCUAAAAGAAGGAACAGAUACCUCUCAAGGAAAGCCACAGCUUAUAUCAAAUAUAAAUGCCUGUCAAUCGGUCGUCGAAGCAGUACAAACAACAUUGGGUCCUCGUGGUAUGGACAAGCUCAUUGUUGAUAACAAUGGGAAAACUACAAUAUCUAAUGAUGGUGCAACCAUCAUGAAGUUGUUAGAUAUUGUUCAUCCUGCAGCAAAAACAUUAGUUGACAUUGCAAAAUCUCAAGACGUUGAAGUUGGUGACGGUACAACGAGCGUUGUGUUAUUGGCAGGAGAAUUCUUAAAACAAAUUAAGCCGUUUGUAGAAGAGGGUGUCCACCCGAGAGUGAUCAUUAGAUCAGUCCGUCGCUCCUUACAACUAUGCUUGGAGAAAAUUAACGAACUAGCCGUAAAAAUCAGUAAAUCGAAUGCGGUUGAAUUUCGUUCCUUACUCGAGAAAUGUGCUGCUACUGCUUUAAGCUCUAAGUUAAUCCACCAACAAAAAGAGUUUUUCUCAAAAAUGGUCGUGGAUGCGGUGCUUCUUUUGGACGAUCUUUUGCCUCUUAACAUGAUUGGAAUUAAAAAAGUGCAAGGGGGAGCUUUAGAAGAUUCACAGCUGGUCGCCGGGGUUGCUUUUAAGAAAACAUUCUCAUAUGCUGGUUUUGAAAUGCAACCGAAAACAUAUAAAAAUUGCAAAAUUGCUCUUUUGAAUAUAGAGUUGGAGCUAAAAGCUGAAAGAGAUAAUGCUGAAAUUCGCAUCGACAAUGUUAGUGAAUAUCAAAAAAUUGUCGAUGCAGAAUGGAAUAUUUUAUAUAAUAAACUCGCUAAGAUCCAUGAGUCGGGGGCACAGGUGGUGUUGUCAAAACUUCCGAUUGGAGACGUUGCCACACAAUAUUUUGCAGAUCGUGACAUGUUUUGCGCCGGACGCGUUCAAGAGGAUGAUUUGAGACGUACAAUGAAAGCGUGCGGAGGAGCAGUAUUAUCAACAGUGCAUGAUCUGAAUGACAAAGUCCUUGGACGUUGUGCAGAAUUUGAAGAGUGUCAAAUAGGAGGAGAACGCUACAACAUAUUUAAAGGGUGUCCAAAUGCUAAAACUUGCACUAUGAUCCUACGAGGCGGAGCCGAACAAUUUUUAGAAGAAACUGAACGCUCUUUACAUGAUGCGAUUAUGAUUGUGCGUAGGACUAUUAAGAACGACGCAAUCGUGGCCGGUGGGGGCGCGAUUGAGAUGGAACUCUCGCGUAUGUUACGAGAUCACUCCCGUACAAUUGCUGGAAAGGAACAACUAUUAAUUGGGGCAAUCGCAAAGGCUCUUGAGAUUAUUCCGAGGCAAUUGUGCGACAAUGCCGGUUUCGAUGCCACGAAUAUUCUGAACAAAUUGAGACAAAAACAUGCUCAGGGCAAUUGUUGGUAUGGUGUUGACAUCAACAAUGAGGAUAUUAGCGACAAUUUUGUCGCAUGCAUUUGGGAACCUGCAAUUGUUAAAGUUAACGCCUUAACAGCAGCCUGCGAAGCAACAUGCUUGAUACUUUCUGUGGAUGAAACCAUUAAAAAUCAAAAAUCCGGCGAUGCACCUCCACCUGGAAGAGGCAUGGGCCGACCUAUGAUGUAAUAACAUUCAAGCUGCCUAGUAUUUUUUCACGCACUUCGUUUAACCAUUAAUUUAAAUUUACCACUUUUGAUAAAUAUCUCAAUGUAAUGUGUUUGCAAUAAAGCUUUAUUUAAUCUAAAUAAAUUUUCCUCAGCAUGCA